UCAUUACCCCUACAAGAGCCGCUUACCGCGCAAUUUGUAAGAAUUUGGAGCACGACAUGCGUUGAUCAAUUUAUAAUAAGUUCCGUUGCACCGGUAAGAAUUGAAAUGCCGCUAACUGUGGAAUGCGCAAAAAGGAGUUCAAUUCUGCCCUUAUUGAUGGAUCAAGUUUUCAAGAAGUUUACACGGGAAAGUAGCGGAAGUCUAACAAAACGGGAACGAAGACUCCUAUUUGUUGAAUUGAAUGCUUUGUUGAACAAGAGUCUUUUAGAACGUGCCCUUCGUCUUCUUGAUGAAUGGAUAUUCGUCGUUUACUAUUCACAGAAUCGACUGAACAGCAUAGUUGAGCUCAGCAGCAAGCGAAAAAAAUUAGACGUGGUACGCGUUAUACCAGACAUUAAUUAUUGCAAGUGUGGAUUCUUCCAGCGUAGUGUUCUUCAGCUAACCGGCGAAAAUAGCGACCGAUGUGAUCCGGAGAUUACCUGCGAACAUGUCUUAGCAGUCCGUCUACAUCAUGUUUUAAAUCGACAGUGCUCUAAGCAGGUACUAAGUUCGGAUGACUUUAUGGCGUACUUGUGUGACGUUUUCGAAGACCAAGCCGAAACUUGAUAAACUAGAAAAAUGGAACUGAAUCUUAUUUUGUUUAUUCCCAAUAGUGCUGCCACCCUGUAAACUG
This is a messenger RNA of Scaptodrosophila lebanonensis, 673 nucleotides long. RefSeq lists its product as uncharacterized. The record is from RefSeq and is a predicted model, not a curated record. The transcript is spliced from 3 exons. Lineage: Eukaryota; Metazoa; Arthropoda; Insecta; Diptera; Drosophilidae. The coding region runs from base 106 to 606 and encodes 166 amino acids.